Molecule: messenger RNA, 485 nt
Organism: Anoplopoma fimbria (sablefish)
Lineage: Eukaryota; Metazoa; Chordata; Actinopteri; Perciformes; Anoplopomatidae
Gene: pierce2
Product: piercer of microtubule wall 2 protein
Exons: 2
Coding region: 108-425 (105 amino acids)
Biological process (GO): axoneme assembly
Cellular component (GO): axonemal microtubule
Source: RefSeq, a predicted model, not a curated record
GCGGGCCUUGGCCAGAUAAAGACGUCGCAGAUUGUUGUGUUGGUUUACACCACUUGAAGGUGAACAAAACCAGAGAAAACCUCAGCAUCACUCAUCCCCAUGCAGUGAUGUCAGCCUCUCAAGAACAGCAGGCAGAAGAAAGAGAAACAUGUGUCAACCCUGGAAACCCUGUUUUCUCCUGCAUGAUGACUCCAGCGGCUAAAGAUGUCCCUCCAGCGCCCCACAAUCUACUGUACAGGACCACCUCCAGUCAAUAUGGACUUCUCCCUCCAACCUUUGAAAGCUCUCCGUGUACUUUCCACCCAAAAUCACAAAGCUUCUCCAAAGACUUGUGCAAGAGUGGGAUGUAUUGUGACAACUCCUUCAAUACUGCCCUAGACCGAAGCAGGGUGUAUGACUGUCCCAAUUUACAGCACACUGUAUAAAUGCAUGAUUGACUUCUUGAAGUGGUGUUUUUAAUUCAUUAGAAGUUUUAGUUUAGAAGA